Saccostrea cuccullata (small rock oyster) is the source of this 1513-nucleotide messenger RNA. RefSeq lists its product as uncharacterized. The transcript has 3 exons. The record is from RefSeq and is a predicted model, not a curated record. Lineage: Eukaryota; Metazoa; Mollusca; Bivalvia; Ostreida; Ostreidae. The coding region runs from base 865 to 1422 and encodes 185 amino acids.
AACAAAAACGACAACACCGACACCACAUUUCACAACAACAAAACGAUCAACAACAAUGUCAAAGAAGAAUACAAAACUUGUCACAACGUUCGGAGGUAAUAGAUGUAGUUCAAAUCCAUGCAUAAAAGGCUCAUGUACAGAUACAGUUUCUGGGUACACAUGUACUUGUGAACCAUUAUACACAGGGCAAAAUUGCGAUGCAUCAAUUAUGAGAAAGACAGCGACUGCUUAUAAAUUCCCAAUAUGGUUCCCGUACAUGGAAUAUGCUGUGUUGGCUAUGGUAUCUAUGAUUGUACUAAUGGCCGCUGGAUGUGUUUGUCUUAAAUGUUGUAAACUUUGCGGUUAUAUCUCUUCUGAUCACGACGAUGACGAAGCAGAAAAAAUGCACAGGAAAGGAAGAAGUACUUCACAGAAAAUAAAUAGGCUUACACCGUCCAAAAGGCCUUUUUCUAUCGACUUUUGAUCAAAUACCCUGUUAUAUCUACAAAAUUGAAUAUCAUAUUGUUAGCUGACGUACAGAAUAUCAGGAGAAAACGAUCCUAUCACUUACUGCUUUGAUUGUGAAUACAUGGAUUAAGGCAGAUAAUUGUCGUGUUGCAUAUCGGACUGCAAUCUUAUGUUGUGUGAUUUUUGGAGAUAUUAAAUUGUUAUAAAUAUUGAGCUACUUACCACACAUCUCAUUUAUAUCUUAUGUUUGAAAUUUUAAAACUCAUUUUGAUCUGAUAAAUAUAAAAAUACAUGAUUAUCUAAAACAAACAUCAUUGGUUUUGUCAUUAAAAAAUUCUUUCAGCACCUCCUACUUUAAAGGAUAUUUCCUCAGGAACAGGUUACUUACCUGUUUCUGCGUCGCCAUAAGUUUGAAAAAUGCGGGUUCCUCAAGUGAUAAUUUUAGUAGUGGUCGUGGUCAGUUUUAGAGAGGCUGGGUGUAACUGUGGGUUGUAUCCUGAUUGUAGUCUACUGGAGUGGAUGCCGUGGGGUUCGUGUGAGGGACCUUGCGGGGGAGUAACCAUUCAGACCAGAAAACGCUCUGUUUGUGUGGAAGUGAGCAAAAUCAUACCGUUCACAGUUGAACAUGUCGUUAGUUACUGUAACAUAACUGAGCCUAUCUCAGAAACAAAAGUUUGUCCGAGUUGUCCAUUUGGUAUCUACAACAUAACCACAAAAACGUGUAUUCAAUGCAUGUCGAAGUCUUAUCACUUCCCUCAUUGGUUUCAGUACCUCGAGAUUUCCACACUGGCCGUGAUAUCUAUGACAGUGCUUAUGACGUUGGGUUGUUUUUGUCUAAAAUGUUGUCAGCUAUGUGGAUGCACAACUCAAGAUGAUGACGACCUAGAAGAAAGAAAGAGGAUUCUAGAGUACCAUAGAUCUAGAAAGUCCAGAAAUGACCAAAAACCAAUAUGGCUAAACUCUAAUCUUGUUUAAAUCUUUCUCAGCGGUUUUUGUAUAUAUCAUUGACUGAAGUAACUUGUAAAAAUGAUGUAUUAAAUAGUAUGAAAAUCAUACGGUAUGGCUA